Styela clava is the source of this 3005-nucleotide messenger RNA. Its product is annotated as sodium-coupled monocarboxylate transporter 2-like. Gene Ontology annotation, molecular function: symporter activity. Gene Ontology annotation, biological process: sodium ion transport; transmembrane transport. Lineage: Eukaryota; Metazoa; Chordata; Ascidiacea; Stolidobranchia; Styelidae. Gene Ontology annotation, cellular component: membrane. The record is from RefSeq and is a predicted model, not a curated record.
UAUUGUUAACUUUAAUUUUAAAAUAUAGGGGAUAUUUGGCUUACGUUUAAUUCUAAGUGCAAAAGAAGCAACCAAAUAUGGAAUCUACAAAAAAGUACUUUCAAGCCAUUGACUUUGUUAUAUUUGGUGCAAUGCUUCUAUUUUCAUCGGCAAUUGGAGUAUUUUUUGCAUAUCGUGAUAGGAGAACUCAGUCGACCGAUAAUUAUUACUUUGCAAGUAAAAGUAUUUCUCCGAUUUUGAUUUCCAUGUCAUUGUCGGUUUCGUUUAUUUCUGCUAUCACGGUAAUUGGUCUUCCAGUUGAAAUUUAUUUGUUUGGAACAGUAUAUGUUUGGGUGAAUGCUGCACAUAUCAUAGGAAUACUUGUUGGGUCUAUUUAUUACAUUCCACUUUUGCAUAGGCUUCAACUAAAAAGCGUAUAUGAGUAUUUUAAUCUUCGCUUCCACCCCAGAAUAAGAACGUUGACAUCAUUUAUGGCAAUAUGGAACCUGAUUCUCUACAUGGGCGUAACAAUAUACUUGCCAGCAUUGGCAUUGAGUGCUGUCACACCCCUUCAAUUGAAUUGGAGUAUAGCAUUAACAAGUAUUGUUUGUACAUUCUACACCAGCAUUGGUGGGAUGAAAGCGGUCAUAUGGACUGAUUUUUUGCAAGCCAUGAUUAUGUUGGCAGGAAUGCUUGCAGUGUUUAUCCAAACAACUAUAGUCCUGGGUGGAUUUGGUCCUGUGGUCGAAGCAGUUGAACGUGGACAGCGGAAUAAUAUUUUCAAAUUCGAUGGCGACCCUCGCAUUCGAAGUACAGUAUGGACAUUGCUUUUAGGAGCGGGAAUGAAUAAUUGUUUUAAAACUGGAUGCAAUCAAGUAUUCACUCAAAGAUAUUUGUCAUGCGGUUCAGUGAAAAAAGCAAGAAUAGCUCUAUGGUUACAGCUAUUUCCGGGACUCGUAUUUUCUUUGUUAGCCGUGGGUAACGGUUUGCUGAUGUAUACAUUUUAUGAAGGAUGUGAUCCUUUGUCAGCAAAUCUUAUAAACAAACCCGAUCAGACGAUGCCGAAAUUAGCGUUGGAAAUAUUUCAAAAUACUCCUGGAAUGGCUGGUCUGUUUGUUUCAGCAGCGUACAGCGGCACCUUGAGUACAAUAUCUUCAGGCGUAAACGCUUUAGCUGCAUUAGCAUUGAUGGAUUUUGUUCUUCCCUGCUUUCCAAAGAUGUCGUCGGACAGGAAAGUUAUCUUAAGCAAAUCAUUGACUAUUUUCUUCGGUUUGCUGGUGAUGACUCUUGCAUAUCUCGUCUCUCUGCUUUCAGCAAAUAUAAUCCAGAUUACGUCUUCUAUAACUGGUUCUUUAGGAGGUCCUCUGUUCGGUGUAUUUACAAUGGGACUUUUCAUGCCUUGGAUAAAUCAUUGGGGAGCUUUGGUCGGAUUAGUGGGUGGUUGGUUGUGCACGGGUUGGGUUGCAAUAUCAGCACUCUUUUUGGCAAGUUUCCCAGACACGACAAGGAAACUUCCUUUGUCUACUGAUAAAUGCCCUGUGUUCAAUUCAACCAUACAUUCUGUUACAACUGUGUCGGUGAUGGAGGCUUCAGGAGAAGAAUAUACAACGUUUUCCUCAAUGGUUUCAUCAUCUGCACCAGAAAACGGGCCUAUUCUGCAUUAUACUCUGUAUUCAAUAUCCCCAUUUUAUUACGGAAUACUUGGAUGUACCGUCUGCAUCAUACUAGGUCAUAUAUGCUCACUUAUCACAGGCUUCAACAAACCGUCAAAAGCAGAUCCGAGGCUUUUUGUUCCAAUUUUACCCUUCAAAAUAUUCCGUUUCGGUGUUCCUGAACUUCCACCCGAAGACGACGCUUCGUCUCUGACACCAGAAGAAGAAAAAUUCAGAAAGGCUUUGCUUUAUGAUAGAGAAGAAAAUAAUUGCUCCCCAACUGCACCUAUAUGGGAAGAAAUAGAACAAAAUGAGAAGACAUAACGAGAAUAAACAUUGAUUCCAUUUAAACUUAGGGACGACGUACAUAAUCGAAGACUAUGUAUACUAUUACUUAAAGUUUUUAUUUUCGACAAUUGCAACAAAUGUCUAUUUAUUGUCAUCGUGAUAUAUGAAUUUUAAAUAGAUACUAAAAUACGAAUAUUUUGAACCUCAUCUAACAAAGGUUAAGCAUCAUAGCAAGGCCAGUGGCGCAGCCAGUUUUGUCUCUGACGCCCCAUUUUUGAAAUUUUUGGAAGUCGCCAAUAACGCGUGCGAUUGCAUUUUGCUAAAAUCGCCGAUGGGUUUUGACAUCGUGGCGUAUUAUUUAGGCUGUAACAACCUUUACGUUAGUGUUUAUUCUCCUUAAAUAACAAAUACAAAUUUCUACCACGACAACGAUGAUAAUUACUUUGUUUGUACUCGUACAGAAUUGUGAAUCUCGUGAGAGUUAUUAUAAUUUCAUCGGCGGUGAGAUGCUAAUAAAAAAUAAAAAAAAAGUGAAUCCGCGACUCAAAUUUAAUAAUAUAAAAUACUAAAAAUAAAACCAUAAACAAUAUAAGUUUUGUUGUAGGAGGCAUGCGACAGGGCUAUGUAUCCUUGCAUCGCUUUCGUCUCUAGGAAAAAAAACAUAGCCCGUACAUAGUUAUAGUAAUUCCGCGAACAAUCAUCAAAGUUCCUGUUACGUGUAUGUGAUAUAGUUUUUCAUGUGUAAUCGGACUUCCAUACAUGCAGAGAAUUGCAACACUUUUGGUCGGUGUGUUCACAAGCCACGCCAUACAAUUUCGAUACGAUAUAUUGAAAUAUGUUAACUUGUUAAAAUUAAUUGCCAUACCGUCUUGACAGUUGUAAUGUUUAGCGCAUGAUUGCCAUCAGGUCUGUUCCUGUCGAAGAUAAAAAUAAAGUUGCGCUAAUUCACUUGGAUCUAUUACCAUAUUAUCCCCUUAUUCUUUCUCUGUUCUAUAUAGUUACGAUAGUGUGAUUUGUUUUUUAUCUUCGACAUUUGCACUGUUUGACAUAUUGAAUAAUAUGAAUAAAACCGAAAAAUAUGUAUGA